Molecule: messenger RNA, 513 nt
Organism: Trametes versicolor FP-101664 SS1
Lineage: Eukaryota; Fungi; Basidiomycota; Agaricomycetes; Polyporales; Polyporaceae
Exons: 1
Coding region: 1-513 (170 amino acids)
Biological process (GO): DNA repair; telomere maintenance
Molecular function (GO): DNA helicase activity
Source: RefSeq, a predicted model, not a curated record
AUGGUUGACUGCGGAAGCGUGUAUACUAUCUGUGCAAAAAUGUGCGCAGCGCUGAAAAAUGAUGGGACACCCUUUGGUGGGAUCAACAUGAUUUUUGCAGGAGACUUUGCGCAGCUGCCCCCAGCCAUGAGCGGAAAUGCACUGUACUCACACAAAGUUGGACGUGUCAUCCACCGCACCCACAGUCAUGCACACCAGCAGGCAUCCAUUGGCAAGGCAUUGUGGCAUCAAUUCACCACUGUGGUUAUUCUGCGCGAGAACAUGAGACAGCGGUCACAGGGUGCCAAUGAUGCCAAGCUCAGGACAGCAUUAGAGAAUCUGAGAUACAAAUCGUGUACACCUGAGGAUGUCAAACUUCUCCAGUCGCGUGUUGCAGGAUGUGGUCGAGGUAGACCCAAGUUGAACCAGCCAUGCUUCCGCAAUGUGUCUAUCAUUACUGCAUGGAAUACACACAGAGUUAAGAUCAUGAGCUGGGAUGUGAGAGGUUUGCAAGGGAAAAUGGCCAACCAUUGA